AUGCCGUCAAAAGUCUGUGAAGACUUUUGGGGGGAGAAGCCUUCUCCGCAGUUACAGGGUGAACUUCGGAGAAGAAAACUCAGCACGACGGGCAAUAAGACACAGCUCCUGUCACGGCUCGUCUCUGCUAUCGACAACAAUAAUAACAGGAAUGUGAUCGAUGACGGGAGAGACGACGGGGACGUCCAUCUCUCCAUCGAGGAGAGACAGAAUGCUCUUCGGGCUCGAUUCAGUGGUUUGAAAGUAAAUGAGUUGAAGGAGCUAUUGAGGCAAAAGCCAGGAGCCUUGAUAACGGGGAAGAAAUCUACGUUACUGGACAGACUUGUGUAUUAUGAGACUAACUCAGAUUUUAAUGUGACGCCCAGUGACGACACAGUUGAGCUAGUUGAUGUCCUAAACUCACCAACUCGUGACAAGUUUAAAGACAUCAAUGCCAACUCAACCCUGCCUCCUUUCAGCAAAGACGACAUUGUCUUGUAUUUGUCUUUGUUUAAGAAGAGUAUUGGUCCAGCGGAGGGAAUGUACCAAGAAGGGUUUCUUGAAGUGAUACGUUACUGCCAGCAAGAUAACUUCACUUUCAUUUAUGGAAUAUGCUAUGCUGAAAUGAAGAAGGUUGACAAGUACAAUGUCUACUGCAAGCUGUUGAGUGAUGGGGAAGUUGUGGGUGCGACUUGUGAGUGUACUCAUGGCAAGAGCAGUGGUGAGGCACAUUGCAAGCAUGUUAGUGUUGUGUUGCUAGCUGUUGCCCAUGUGAAGAUAGAAGGCAUUGUAACUACUGACGAAACAUGUACGCAGCAACUACAAACUUUCCACCACCCUACCAAGAAAUUUAAAGGAACACCCCUGAAAGCAAGGCAGAUGAAAGGGCAGGGAGGUCAGUUUGGUUUAGAGCCUGUUCAGGAAAGUGAGGAAGAAAUGAAAAAUUACCAGACUUACUUCAGAAAUUUAAUUCUGAAUGGAGGAUUUAAUUCUACAAUGCCAUUGAAGCAUCUGAUAGAGCCUGCUAAUCCUUAUGCUAUUGACUCCGACCACACCUAUAGCAAGUUUUCCUCCCGUGAUAUUCUUCUGAAUCACCUUCGAUUAAAAGAAAUAACCACCGAAGAGAUUGAGAAGAUUGAACUGGAGACACAAAAGCAGAGUGAGUCUCCUUUGUGGCAUAAUGUAAGAGAAGUCAGAAUCACAGCCUCCUGGUUCUACGAAGCUAUACAUAAUGAAGAUCCAGUUGCAAAGGCUGUCUCUAAGCUGAUACGUGUGAAAGCUACUUCUCGUGCUAUGGCACAUGGGCUAAAGUAUGAAAGUGUUGCCAUAGCCAGAUACAAGCGUGACAAUCCUGGUGUUGACGUAAAGUGUUCUGGAUUGGUAAUAAUGGAAUCUCACCCAUUUCUGGGUGCCUCUCCAGACUUCCUGGUUGGAGCAGAUGGUCUUGGUGAAGUGAAAUGUCCGUAUACUCACAGAAACCUGCCUAUUGGGCCUCAAAACCAGGACUUCCUUGUCAAGUCCAAGAAAAAUCCAAGUUUACUAAAGCUGAAGAAGACUCAUCGUUUUUACUAUCAAGUUCAAGGACACAUGCUUGUGACAGACAAAUCAUUCUGUGAUUUUGUUGUGUACACAUUCAAAGAUUUUAAAGUGAUUCGUAUUGACAGAAAAGAGAAUUUUAUCAGCUCUAUGCUUUUAAAUCUUGUCAAGUUUUAUGAAGAUUAUUACCGCCCAGCCAUUGAGAAUAAAUAUUUGUGGAGGGAUUACCACAAGUAUUCAUUUGGCAAGUAAUCUGCUUGGCUGGCUGUUU
This is a messenger RNA of Frankliniella occidentalis (western flower thrips), 1786 nucleotides long. RefSeq lists its product as uncharacterized. Gene Ontology annotation, molecular function: zinc ion binding. The transcript is spliced from 4 exons. Lineage: Eukaryota; Metazoa; Arthropoda; Insecta; Thysanoptera; Thripidae. Bases 1 to 1767 code for a protein of 588 amino acids. The record is from RefSeq and is a predicted model, not a curated record.